AUGAAUAAUCAUGUAUUUCAAAUCAUUAUUUUUGUAUUUGUGAAUUUUGCACAAAUUCAUAGCCAUUCAACUUUUGAAAGUACAUCAUCUGAUAUCACUACGAUUACAUCGACAUCGGAUUCUAGUAUCUCAUCGAUUAUGAUGCCUACAGGAUUGACUUCAUCUACUAUCUCAAAUUCAGAUACAACUGUAACGAGUCCAUCUUCAUCAUCAUAUUCAACGUCUGUAACAACAAGCACAUCGAUAUCGACAGACUCUUAUGGAACAAACAGUUCCACUUUCAUCUCAUCAACAACAAUGAUUUCUUCAAUGGACAUAACUUCAGUAACUACAAAUACAGUGGCAGAAUCUUUUCCUUCAUCAUCUAUAUCAGCUAGUUCUUCUAUAAUAUCUGAAGUAACUAGUUCUUCUAUAACAUCUGAAGCUACUAGUUCUUCUAUAAUAUCUGAAGCAACUGGUUCUUCUAUAAUAUCUGAAGCUACUAGUUCUUCUAUAACAUCUGAAGCUGCUAGUUCUUCUAUAACAUCCGAAAUAACUAGUUCUUCUACAACAUCUGAAGCAAUUACUUCUUCAAUAGAUACAGCAAAUGUAACAACAACAACAACAACAACAACCAUAAAUUAUGCAAAAGGUGAAUCAUCACCUGGAGUUGCAGCACAAUUAGGUAUGGGGUUGGGUAUAACAAUAAUUGGUAUUUUACUUAUUGGUGAAAUAAUAUAUUUCUAUCGAAAAUAUGGAUUGAAUGGAUCAAUGAGUCAUUCAAGUUAUGAAUUACCUCACUUUCAUAAUCGACUAUCAAUCUGA
Messenger RNA from Rotaria sordida, 804 nucleotides. The record is from the annotation of a GenBank genome assembly. NCBI's taxonomy places the organism in Eukaryota, Metazoa, Rotifera, Eurotatoria, Philodinida, Philodinidae.